AAAGGAGGAGGCAUGGGGAGAGAAGGAGGAAUGGAGCGAUAGAAGGGCAAGCGCUCACACCGGAAGCGGUUGCCUAGGACGCUGUUGCCUGGAGACUACUGCGCGUGCGCGGCGGGACCGGGCCUGCGAUGGAGGAUGCGUUGGAUACGGAGACCCAACGGGUUGCAAAGACUGGCCGUCGAGCGCGGCAGUCCCAGGACACCGUAGGCGCGGAGGGCCCCCCAAGCAAACCCACCCGUCGACAGGGAGGAUGGGCAGAUGACACCCCCCGCCUCUCCAAAUCUGGUCGAAAGGUGUCGGAUGAACUCGAGGACAACCGAUUGAGGCCCCAGAGCCCUGAGGACUCAGAUGAUGAUGGAGACAUCCCUGUCAUUCCGGACCUGGAGGAGGUACAAGAGGAGGACCUGGCCAUGCAGGUGGCUGCCCCUCCCAGUGUCCAGGUGAACCGGGUGAUGACAUACCGUGACUUGGAUAAUGAUUUAAUAAAGUACGGAGCAUUCCAGACCCUGGAUGGAGACAUUGACCUGAAGCUGCUGAGUCAGAUGCUGUCGGCGGAACAGGAUGUCCGAGAGGAGGAUGAAUGCUGGAGCUGGGACCAACUCUUUACAGAAGUAUCCUCAGAACUACUGACGGAACGCGAAGAGCGCAGUGGGCAGGACGAGGAGGAUCUGAGGCUGCUGACAGCUCACUCCUGACCAGGAGAUCACGCAGGCCUGUCUUCUGUGGCUUCCUCUGUGUUUGGGGCUUGCCUCUGACUUCAUGUUCUAAAGCUGUAAAAUAAGAAUUUGCUUUUAUACCUCUUAUCUUCUUCUACCGAUCUGCUUCUUUGCUUGUGUUGUGGUUAGUGAAGGGCUGGCUUGGUGUCUAUCACAGUGUAUUCACUAAUUGCACUGUGUAACCAGCCUCUCACACAGACACAUUCUCAUCGACACCACUAAGCAUAAUUACACUGAAUGUGUGUGUUAAGAAACUGCAGGAGUAAACAUACCUUGAUGGGAGCUAUUUACAGGCCUCCGAACAGGAGCCAGAAUGUAGGGUACAAAUUACAACAGUAGAUAGAAAAGGCAUGUUCAAAAGGGCAAAGUUACAAUAUCUUUGAGGAACUUCGAUAUGCAGGUAGAUUGGGAAAAUCAGGUUGGUGCUGGAUCCCAAGAGAAGGAAUUUGUAGAAUGCCUACAAGAUGACUUUUUAGAGCAUCUUGUUGUUAAACCCACCAGGGAAAAGGCAAUUCAGGAUGGAUGUUGUGUAAUGAACCAAAUUUGAUUUGGGAGCUUAAGGUAAAGGGAUCUUUAGAAGACAGUGAUCAUAAUAUGAUAGAAUUCACCCUUUAGCUUGAAAGGAAAGGGCUAAAAUCAGAUGUAUCAGUAUUACAGUGGAGUAAAGAGAAUUACUGCGGCAUGAGAGAGGACCUGGCCAAAGCUCAUUGGAAGACAACACUAGCAGGGGUGAUGGCAGAGCAAUAAUGGCUAGAGUUUCUUGGAGCAGGAUAGAUACAUCCCAAAGAUGAAGAAGUAUUGUAAAGAGAGGAUGACAAAGCCACAGCCAACAAUGCAAGUCAAAGACAGCAUAAAAACCAAAGAGAGGGCAAAUGAUAUAGCAAAAAUUAACCAAAGGAUUUGGAAGCUUUUGAAAACCAACAGAUGGCAACUAAAAAAGCAGUAAAAAGAGAAAAGAUUAAAUAUGAAGUGCUUCUUCUUCCAGUGGUAUAAAAGAGAAUACCAAAAGUUUUUUUACAGAUAUGUAAAGAGUAAAAGUGUCAAAAGUGGAUAUUGGACCACUAGAAAAUUACGCUGGAGACGUGGUCAUGGGGGAACAAAGAAAUGGCGGACAAACUCUAAGUAUUUUGCACCAGUCUUUGCUGUGGAAGACACUAGCAGUAUGUCAGAAUUUCAGAAGUGUCAGGGGACACUUAUCUAGCUUCAGAACUUUCAGCUUCCUAAGGACCUUCUUACGAGUAAUAGCAAAUACAAAAUGCAGUUGAUAAGUCACCUGGACCAGAUGGUCUACACCCCAGGGCUCUGAAAAUGGCAGUUGAAGAAAUUGUGGAGACAUCAGUAAUCAUCUUUAAAGAAUCACUACAUUCUGGAAAAUUGCAAAUAUCACUCCACUCUUUAAGAAGGGAGGGAAGCAAAAGACAGCAAUUUAUAGGCCAGUUAGCCUGACUGAAGUGGUUGGGAAGAUGUUGGAGUCGAUUAUAAAGGAGGAGUUUUCAGUGUAUUUGAGACACAUGGUAAAGUGGUCCAAAAGUCACAUGAUUUUCUAAAGAAAAAUUCUUGUCUGACAGAUCUAUUGGAAUUCUUUUGGAGAGAACAGUCAGGAUAGAUAAAGGGGAGUCAGUGGAUGUUGUUGACUUGGAUUUUCAAAAUGCCUUGACAAAGUGCUGCACAUUGUCGGUGACUUGGAUGACAGAAUUGAUUGCUCUGUGGCCAAAUUUGUGGAUGAUUCAAAGGUAGGUGGAGAAGCAGGUAGUGUUGAGGAAGCAGGGAGUCUACUGAAGCAGUUAGAUUGGGAGAGUGGUAAAUAGGGGUUAAAUGGAAUAUAGUGUAGGGAAAUGUAUGGUCAAGCACUUUGGUCAAAGCAAUAAAAGCAUAGACUAUUUUCUAAACUGACAGAAAAUUCAGAAGGUUAAAGAAUAACUUGCAGGUUGAGUCUGUGGUGAGGAAGGCAAAUGCAAUGUUAGCAUUCAUUUUGAGAGGAUUAGAAUAUAAAAAUGGGGAUGUAGUGUUGAGGUUUUAUAAGGCAUUGUUCAGACCGCAUUUGCAGUAAGUAUUGUGAGCAAUUUUGGGCCUCUUAUCAAAGAAAGCAUGUGCUGGCAUUGGAGAAGGUCCAGAGGUGUUUCCAGAAUUGAAAGGGUUAACAUAUGAGUAGCAUUUGAUGGUUCUGGGCCUAUACUCAUUGGAUUUUAUAAGAAUGAGUGGGAUCUCAUUGAAACAUAUUGAAUAUUCAAAGCCCUAUAUAGAGUGGAUGUGGGGAUAGGAUGUUUCCCAUAGUGAAGGAGACUAGGACCGGAGUGCACAACCUCAGAAUAAAGGGGUGUCCCUUUAGAACCAAGAUGAAGAACUUCUUUAGUCAGAGGGUGGAGUAUUUGUGGAAUUUCAUUACCACAGACGGUUGUGGAGGCCAAGUCAAUGGAUAUAUUUAAAAUGGAGGUUGACAGGUUAUUGAUUAGUAAAGGCACCAAAGAUUAUGGGAGAAGGCAGGAUAAUGCGGUUGAGAGAGAUAAUAAAUCACUUAUUGAAUGGCAGAGUAAACUCGAUGGGCCAAAUGGCCUAAUUUUGCUCUUGUGUCUUAUGGGCUUAUGUUCCCUUAUCUACUCUGCUACACACGGGUACACUGAGUGUUUCUGUGUUUAUUGUCUCUCACACACAUGCAUGUACUUAUCUCAUGGUUCCCUCUUCCACACUGCGAGAAAUUUCACCUUGCACAAUCCUUUCCAAAAUGACAGUCCUGUUCCGCUCUCUACCUAGAGCCCCCUUUUGAUCCCCAAACUAAUCCCACUGCCUAGCUCUCUACCCACAGUCUCGUGUCAGUCCCCAAACUAAUCUCUCUGUCCCACUGUUGACCUACAGCCACCUGUUGGUCCCCAAUCUAAUACCACUGACAUGCUUUCUAUCCUACAGCCCUGUGUCAGUCCCCAAACUAAUCCCACAGCCCUGCUCUCUACCUAUAGCCUUGUGUCAGUCCCCAAACUGAUACCACAAGACCUUCCCUCUCCAGGCAACACAUUUUCAAAACUCAGACACAUGCCAUAGCCCAGCUCUUUCCUCACAGCACUGUGUUGGUGUCUAAAUAAUGACUGUGCCCCACUCCAGUUCCCAAACUAAUCCUACCACCCUACACUCUCCUCCCACAGCACUGUGGUUGUAUUCAGACUAAUGCCACACCCCCAUUCUCUCUCCACAACCUAGUGUUGGACCCAAAACUAACCCACUUGCCCCACCAAGUCCGUACAGACCCGUCUGUCCCCAAGCUAAUCUGACUGCCCAUACUCUCUCUGGAGCCCUGUGUUCGAAACCAAACUAAUCCUGCUGCCCAGUUCUGUCAACGCAACCCUGUCUCGGUCCCUAAAUAUUGACAGUAUCCCACACAAUCCAAGUUCAUAUUUUCAAUGAUUUUUCCAAAUCCACCCAACUAUUUCCAGUGUCUCAUUCUCACCCCACACCAUUGUGUUACUCCCCAAAAUAUUCCAACACUCACAUUCUCCCCACAUCCCUGUGUCAGUCCCCAAAUUACACCCACUCUCCUCUCUCUCCAGAGCUGUGGAGCUGUGUCAGUCGCCAAAGUACACCCACUCUCCUCUCUCUCCAGAGCUGUCAGUCCCCAAAGUACACCCACUCUCCUCUCUCGCCCCAGAGCUGUGUCAGUCCCCAAAGUACACCCACUCUCUCUCCAGGGCUGUGUCAGUCCCCAAAGUACACCCACUCUCUCUCCAGGGCUGUGUCAGUCCCCAAAGUACACCCACUCUCCUCUCUCUCCAGAGCUGUGUCAGUCCCCAAAGUACACCCACUCUCCUCUCUCUCCGGAGCUGUGUCAGUCCCCAAAGUACACCCACCUCUCUCUCCAGAGCUGUCAGUCCCCAAAGUACACCCACUCUCCUCUCUCUCCAGAGCUGUCAGUCCCCAAAGUACACCCACUCUCCUCUCUCUCCAGAGCUGUGUCAGUUCCCAAAGUACACCCACUCUCCUCUCUCUCCAGAGCUGUGUCAGUUCCCAAAGUACACCCACUCUCCUCUCUCUCCAGAGCUGUGUCAGUCCCCAAAGUACACCCACUCUCCUCUCUCUCCAGAGCUGUGUCAGUCCUCAAAGUACACCCACUCUCCUCUCUCUCCAGAGCUGUGUCAGUUCCCAAAGUACAUCCACUCUCCUCUCUCUCCAGAGCUGUGUCAGUCUCCAUACUCAUCCCACUGCCGGAAUAGCGCAGGGCAAGGGGCUGUUUGUCAUCUGAUACGGCCGUGGGGAGAGAGUGGGAAUGGGAAGUAUUUGAGGACUGACACAGGAAUUUAGGAAGAGACCUGUGGUUUUGACAUUUCUAUCUAAGGGGAAAGAGACUAUCAACCCUACCUAUGUCUCAUACAAUUUUAUAAACCUCUAAUCGGUUCUCCCCUCAGUCUGUGACAGUUCAGGUAAUUCAACUGUGUCUGGCCUCUCCUUAUAUUUAAUACUCUUUACUCUAGGCAGCAUAUUGGUGAAUCUCUUCAGUAUCCCUUCCAAAACCUUCACAACCUUCCUAUAAUGGGUUGACCAGAACAUGAAACGUGAGGGCAGACUAGCCAAAAAUAUAAAGCAGGACAUCAACAUUUUUUUCAGUUAUAUAAAGAGUAAAAGGGAGGUGAGAGUUGAUAUUGGACCACUGGAAAAUGAUGUUGGUGAGGUAGUAAUGGGGGACAAAGAAAUGGCAGAUCUUGCAUUUGUCAAAUUAUUGGCUAGAAUGGCUAUUUUAUUAAAAUGGAAAGAUGCUCCCACUUUGAUACAAUGGUUCUCUCAGGUGAUGUUAUGUCUUAGUUUGGAAAAAAUUAGAAGUCGAACUUUUGAUCCUAGAUUUGACUUCGAGAAAAGGUGGGGGUUUUUUGCCCAUUAUUAUCAUUUGAUUUGAGUUAAUAAAGAUGGUCCUUUUCUGAUGCUUGGGUAUAUGGAUUUGGUUGGCGGAAUGAUGUCUUUUUUUUAUGGAAGUUUGUAUGGCAUGUAGCUCCAGGUUUGUGCUCCAAAUGGGUUUUUUUCCCGUUUUUUUGUUAGUAGGGUUUUUUUUUGUUUUAGUUAGUAGGGGUUCUUUUUUCUUCCUUUUUUUCCAUAAAAAAAAGCUUUAACAUUUUGGUUUUUUUUAUUAUUAUUGAUAUACUGUUCAGUUUGGUUGAUAGUUUAACUCUUAUUCUACAUAUGGAUAUGUUGUCUUGAUUAUUUUGAUGUAUUUUUCUCUGUUGAUUUUUAAUAAUAAUUAAAAAGAUUUAAAAUGAGAAAUGGCAGAUUAACAUAAUGGGUAC
Molecule: messenger RNA, 5977 nt
Organism: Mobula hypostoma (lesser devil ray)
Lineage: Eukaryota; Metazoa; Chordata; Chondrichthyes; Myliobatiformes; Myliobatidae
Gene: ift43
Product: intraflagellar transport protein 43 homolog A
Exons: 9
Coding region: 129-695 (188 amino acids)
Biological process (GO): intraciliary retrograde transport
Cellular component (GO): cilium; intraciliary transport particle A
Source: RefSeq, a predicted model, not a curated record